GCAGCCGGUUUGUUUUCCUCUGUAGGGUUGCUACAUUGAUCCCACUCCCGCCUCCUCCUGCUGUCAGGCCCGUCCUGAGCCGGUGAGAGUUAGUGUGACCCGGACUGAGGCAGUCCCGCUCUACCCCGGCUCACCCGGCCCUGUCCAUCUGUAAUGAGCGACGGACACAUCACAGCCGAGUGGCCUCGGGAGCCGCAGCUCAGACUCAACUCUCCGUACAGGGUGAGCACACCGGUGCAGGAACAUUGUCGGUCACCCGGUAGUCAGAGUGUGAUUUCCCGGGAUCUCACUGAACGCCGUCCGGUUACAUCAUCAGAGAGCAUCGCCAGCAGGAGCUUCCUGCACCGGGACCGAAGUGGAAACAAGAAGACAUCAAUCAACAAUCUUCAGCCAGAAUCAGAAUGCACUCAGGUGGGAAAUUGAAUCGGGCACUGAAAGUACUCAGGAGGUUUUUACCAGGCAAUUCACCGAGGAAAGAUGAUCAGGACACGGGAAGCAAGGUACCACAGCAGGGUCAGAUUGAGAGCAAUGUCCCAAUGGAAUGCAGUCUGGCCGCAGCGGAAGUGGAGCAAAUUCAGCCCAGAGACAGUGACGUCAGAGACACUGAUCAGGACCCUGGAACCGGUACAAGUGAGGCGACUGUCUGUCAGCCCAGAGACAGUGACGUCAGAGACACUGAUCAGGACCCUGGAACCGGCACAAGUGAGGCGACUGUCUGUCAGCCCAGAGACAGUGACGUCAGAGACACUGAGCAGGACCCUGGAACCGGUACAAGUGAGGCGACUGUCUGUCAGCCCAGAGACAGUGACGUCAGAGACACUGAUCAGGACCCUGGAACCGGUACAAGUGAGGCGACUGUCUGUCAGCCCAGAGACAGUGACGUCAGAGACACUGAUCAGGACCCUGGAACCGGUACAAGUGAGGCGACUGUCUGUCAGCCCAGAGACAGUGACGUCAGAGACACUGAUCAGGACCCUGGAACCGGUACAAGUGAGGCGACUGUCUGUCAGCCCAGAGACAGUGACGUCAGAGACACCGAUCAGGACCCUGGAACCGGUACAAGUGAGGCGACUGUCUGUCAGCUCGGAAGCUCAUUGAACACGGAAUUGUCAAGUCCCCAACAAGGAGCAGAGCCACAGUUUACAAUCUCUGACCUCCUGGUAGAGGGGGAUGAAUAUCGACUGUACCAGCUGACAAAGUUCUACAGAGACAGACUCGAACAAGCGAUUGAAGAAAAGGUUGAAAGACUCGGUUGGAUGUUGACAAAGGAGGGACAUUUCAGUAGAGAAGAAAAUGAGAAAGUCACUGAACUGACAGAGAAGGGAAACCGGACAGAGAGUUCCAGACUCUUCCUCAGUUUGGUGAUGGGUAAAGGCUCCCGGGCCCGGAGGGCGAUGUGGGAAUCCUUUGUGAUGUGGAGGACUGAGUUACCGAAGUUGGACAGAAUACUGAGGGAAAUACAGGAGCUCGGUCCGGAUCCACAGGAAUACAUGAACAUCGACCUAGAAUUAUUUGAGUUACCGACUCAACUGAUAGAUGUUCAACAGAAACACAAGGAGACUCUGCGAGCACAAACUGAAACUCUGAGAGUGAACACGAUCCUGAUGAAGGAGAAGGUGAAGGUUUUCCAGCUGGUUGAUCGAUACGCUGAGCUCACGGUCAUUUCUACUGUUCGAGAUCGGAGACUAGUGGAACAUGAGCUGGUGGCAAGAGGCAGAGACCACGAGGAGUGGAGAGAGAAACAUCUCCGCGGAGAGCUGGAAAAAAUCCGGACUGAUCAGUUACUCCAGAGCAGCUUUUCUCGGAGUAAAUUCAAAUCUGGGAGUUCAGCAGCAGUGGCCGGAGUCCCGGGGAUUGGGAAAACAACAAUGGUACAAAAGAUUGUUUAUGACUGGGCCACAGGGAAAAUAUACCAACAAUUCCAGUUUGUCUUCAGUUUCAAAUUCCGGGAUUUAAACUCCAUUAACUGCAGAAUAAAUCUAAGGGAACUGAUUCUGGAUCAGCAUCCUUACUUCAGGAAUAUCCUGAGUGAGGUCUGGAAGAACCCAGAGGGAUUGCUGUUUAUAUUCGAUGGUUUAGAUGAGUUCAAGCACAAAAUAGAUUUCGCUGACAGUCGGAGAGAUACAGAACCCAAGCACCAGUGUCCAGAUCCCGAGUGGUGGUGUGAAGUGUCUGACAUUGUGUACAGUUUAAUCCAGGGCAAGCUGCUCCCAGGGUGUUCAGUGCUGGUGACCACCCGUCCCACUGCGUUACAUUUAUUGGAAAAGGCUGAGAUCGGUGUCUGGGCUGAAAUCCUGGGAUUUGUUGGUGAGGAACGGAAGGAAUAUUUCAACAGGUAUUUUGAAGAUCAGACAGUGGCAGCAGCUGUUUUCAAACAUGUGGAGGAGAACGAGAUCCUGUACACCAUGAGCUACAACCCCUCCUACUGCUGGAUCCUCGCUCAAACAUUAGGCCCCUUCUUCACACAAAGAGUCAGGGACCAGCAGCGAGUUCCCAAGACUAUCACCCAACUGUACUCCUACUAUAUUUACAACAUCCUGAAAAACCACGGCCGUGAGAUUGAGAACCCCCGUGAUGUGUUACUCAGGGUUGGGCAGAUGGCCUUCAGAGGAGUGUUCGAUAAGAAGAUAAUAUUUACAGAUGGGGAUUUGAUCAACUACGAUCUGCAGCCUUCCCAGUUUCUGUCCGGGUUCCUGAUGGAGCUUUUGGAGAGAGAGUACUCUGCCCAGAACGUGGUGUACACAUUCCCACACCUCACCAUCCAAGAGUUUGUAGCUGCAGUCGCACAAUUCCUGAAUCCACAUCCCGGGGAUAUCCUAAAAUUCCUCACUGAAGCCCACAAGAAGACAGAUGGUCGAUUUGAGGUAUUCCUCCGUUUUGUUGCUGGUCUCUCUUCCCCAAUGACAGCUCGGGGCCUAGAGGAGUUUCUGGGUCCAUUUCCUCAUCAAACAACCUGCCGGGUGAUUGACUGGGUGAAGGAGGAGGUUAAACGCCAGAGCGGAAACGACAGUGAAGCUGGUAAAAGGAGCCUCCUGAACACAUUGCACUACCUGUUUGAGUCUCAGAACCCUGGACUGGCUCAGGCCGCACUGGGAUCUUUUGAAACACUUUCAUUCCGUGGAAUGCCACUGACCCCGAUUGACUGCGCGGUCCUGUCUCGUGUGAUCGGACUCUGUGAUACAAUUAAAAACCUCGACCUUCAGAGCUGCCACAUUCAGUGUGAAGGAAUCCAGCGGCUGGGACCCAGACUGCACAAAUGCCAGGAGUUAAGACUUGGGUGGAAUAAACUGGGAGAUUCAGGAGUGAAACUGGUGUCUGCGGCUCUGAGGAACCCGAAGUGUAAAAUACAGAAACUGGUGCUGAUCGCUGUCGGUCUCACAGAUUCUGGUGCCGAGGAUCUCGUCUCCGCUCUCAGUAAAAACACAUCACUGACGGAGCUGAACCUGAGAUUAAACUCGCUGACAGACCGAUCUUUUCACCCUCUCCGCCGCCUCAUACUGACCCACCCGAGUCUGAAACAGAUCACCCUGGUGGAGAAUCACCGGGAGAAGGACCUGAGAUCUCUGCAGGAUCCGAAACGGGGAACCUGUGAACAUCUGAAUGUGUGAACAUCCUGCCCGAGGGGAUUCCUGCUGAGUCCCCGCCCUCCCCUUUAACUCCCACUCUCCCCUUUAACAGCCACGCUCCAGGUUUAAUUCUCAACGGUUAUGACAGACCGCCACUCCCCGCCAGCGUACUGUGACAUCAGAGGCAGUGCUUCAGUGACGUAAUUCCGCCUCUUGCCCACCACCGUUGCUUCCACUGUAUUCAGGUUCAAGAAAUCCCCCAACUAUGAUCCCGGUGAAUCACACAGACAGGAAGAGCCCGACGAAAGAUUCUUUUUGCUGAGUCAGGCCAGUAUAAUGAUGUUAAAUAGACGAAUCCUUUGGCUGUGACCCUGGAUCUGCAGCGAUCUCGGACACGGCCCUGAAGUGUGGUUUUAUAAUCAUCGGUUUGCCGAUGCAGAGUGACGGUGAGAAACGGGACUGAUUAUUCAACCGGUCACCCGUUGUCACCGGUCAGUUAAUUGUGUGUGACUGUGAGUGAGUCGGGAGCAGUUUAUUUAUUCCCGCACGUCAGCAGCUCACACAUUGUUCAAUUACAUUUGUCAUGAUGAAAUCAAUAAACCGCUUUCUUCUAUAACACUCCUCCGUGCCCGACCAGUCACUGUGAAAAACCUGCCUUGGCAGGUCAUAGCAAAGUGCAACAACUCACACUUGUCUGCAUUAAAUUCCAUUUUCUGCUUCUCAAGCCAUUUUCCCAGCUGGUCCAGAUCACACUGCAAGUCAUGAUAGUCUUCCUUGCUGUCCACUACACCACCAAUCUUGGCGUCAUUCACAAAUUUGCUGAUCCAGUUAACCACACUAUCAUCCAGAUUACUGAUAUAAAUGACAAACAACAACAGAUCCAGCACUGAUCCCUGUGGCACACCACUAGUCACAGGCCUCCAGUCAGAGAGGCAACCAUCUGCUUCCACAUACUGGCUUCUCCCAAAGACAGUGUCUCAUCCAAUUUACUAUCUCAUCUUGAAUGCUGAGUGACUGAACAUUCUUGACCAACCUCCCAUAUGAGACUUUGUCCAGUGCCUUGCUAAAGUCCAUGUGCACAACAUCCACUUCCUCGAGAGUCUCUGCAAGAUUGGUUAGACAUGACCUACCAUGCACAAAGCCCUGAUGUCUAUCCUUAAUCAGUCCACACCUAUCCAAAUACUUACAGCAUAUCUCCAGUUCCUGCACACACGUUCCAAGAACUUUCCCACUACUGAUGUCAAGCUCACCAAUGUACAAUUUCUUAGUUUAUUUUUAGAGCCUUUCUUGAACAGCGGAACAACAUUGGCUGUCCUC
Messenger RNA from Mobula hypostoma (lesser devil ray), 4883 nucleotides. RefSeq names its product NACHT, LRR and PYD domains-containing protein 3-like. Gene Ontology annotation, cellular component: cytoplasm. Gene Ontology annotation, molecular function: protein binding. Lineage: Eukaryota; Metazoa; Chordata; Chondrichthyes; Myliobatiformes; Myliobatidae. The record is from RefSeq and is a predicted model, not a curated record.